Atta colombica is the source of this 3163-nucleotide messenger RNA. It is a transcript of the gene Sap47, whose product is annotated as synapse-associated protein of 47 kDa. The transcript is spliced from 9 exons. The record is from RefSeq and is a predicted model, not a curated record. Gene Ontology annotation, cellular component: synapse; cytoplasm. NCBI's taxonomy places the organism in Eukaryota, Metazoa, Arthropoda, Insecta, Hymenoptera, Formicidae. Bases 189 to 1361 code for a protein of 390 amino acids.
UCGCGAGAACGGACGAGGUGUAUCAUUGUACUCGUCGUUACUCCGGUCUCUCGCGAGGAUUUCGGUGACAGUUACACUUUAUUCCGGCGAGUACGUGAGCGAGUAACGUCGUCGUUCGAUCAGAAGGAGGAAGUGAGAAAGAGAGACAGAGAGGAGCAGAUUUCUAUCUCGUUGACGUACGUUGCAAGAUGUUUUCUGGCCUGACGAAUCAGGUGUCUACCUGGAUGGGCAAGAAGCCCGAGAACGGCAGCGGAGAGCCGACACCCGAUAUGCCGAAACCUACUUCGCCGGAGGUUGAGACCAGCGCGGAUCUCGAGAAAAAGAACAAUACCAGUCCGAAAGGCAAUAAAUUGGAGAUGUUUGCCGGGGUAAAGAAUCAAAUGUCCGGCUGGUUGAGUGGUGGUAUACCCGGAUUAAGCCGCGGCGCCGGGGCUGCAGAAGGUGAGGCCCCACCGUCAACCGAAACAGAAGAGAGUCAGCCCGAAGAGAGUCAGGCUCCCGUCAGCGAGCAAGUCAAGGAUGAUGACGCAAGCAGGUGGGGUGCGACCGGUGGAGCGGACAGCGGUCCCGCGAGUUUAGAGGGCACUCCAACUGACGACAAAAAUGGACAACAAGCUUUUGGCGCUGUUUCUACGAAGGCACUGGCUGGUGCGAAGAGCCUCGGUGGAUUCUUAUACAGCGCUGUGAACAAGGCCGGAAAGACCGUAGUGGAGGCCAGCGUGAAAAUCAAGAAGACCGUCGAAGAGAAUAGGCUGAUUGCUGAACUCAAUAAGGAACAGGAGGCUUUCAUCGCCAGCAAGCAAACAGGCGAGAAGGGUGAGGCUGUUGCACCGUGGGUUGGUGCGCCAAAUGAGGACGCGCUGCGUGAGGAAUGCCUGUCCCUCUCGACCGAUCGACGUAAUUUCGUGAGAGCACCACCACCAGGCGUAGAAUUCGCUUGGGAUUUCGAAGCUGUUCAGCCAAUGGCACAGGCCACCCUUGCCCUGGAUCCGAAUCUUGAAGCUAUGAGGUUCGAGCUUGUCCCGAAAGUUAUAUCCGAGGAGAAUUUCUGGCGCAACUACUUCUAUCGGGUGUCCUUGCUGCGUCAGGGCUACGAAUUGAACGCGAUGGCCAGUCAACAGCAAGCAGAAAGCAACCCCAAUCAAACGCUCGCCAGCACCGAUAGCAUCGAUCAUACUCAAGUUCAAAUGACCACUGGCCAGACAACCACCACCGGAGUCACGACGGCGAGCAGUAACAGCGCGCUAGCCGAUUCGCCAGGUCACGAGUUCGUAUCCGAUACCAUGAGGGUCUCGGACACAGACCUCGAGGAGGUCCGAGAGGGAAUGAAAAAGCUGGGGAUGCAGCCGCCGAAAGCCUAAAAGAAGAGGAGAGUGCCCCCCAAAUGCCAUUAUCCAAAGCACACCCCUCAGAGAUAUACAUGCUUCCCACUCUCGAAAACUGACAAUUUCAGUUCUUGCGAUAUCGAAACUUCUUUUCGCGUCUCUUUCUCUUUCUCCCAUUCCCAUUUCCGUCUCUUUUCUUUCUUUCUUUCUCUGUUUUUUUCCUCUUUAUUGCUCCAUUUCUGUUACGUUCGAUCGCGAAACCACCCCUUCCUUGACACGAACGUUUCCACGGGAUGAACAGCGUGUUCCUUCUUCGCGGAUAUUCCGUUUCCGAUCGUCGGCAGCCCACGCGAUUCCGUGCCAGUCGCAAGGAUCAGCUCUAUUAAAUGCGACGUCGAGUAUGAAUCGAUGAAGAAGUUUGUGUGCAAAGUGUGAAACGCCUCCUCUAUGAUUCCGGAACGAAAUGAACGCGCGUAAGAAGCAGCAAAGUCCGAUUUAAAAACAUUACGCGAUCAGAUCCGUCAUUGAAAACAUAAAUUUAAUUAGUGUAGUAGACAAAUUUUCACGUGAAGUAGUGUUUCAGGCUCUCUGUUAGUGACUGUAGUGAUCUUAGAGAGUACUCGGAUUUAUAUAAAGAUCUUUCGAAUUUUACUUUCACGUAGAAGAGGGCUGAAAUGUCUUGGAACGGGCACUGAGAGCAUUUUUAUAUUUCCAAUUAAGGGUAUAUCUUUUAACGACCGCUCAAAGAGACAAGCUGGCUGGAACAAGCGCAAUAUACUUUUGCGCGAUCCUUUUAAAUACAAGUGUCACGAUGCAUUGGGGAACGCUUAGUUCCGGCAUUCGACGAGACAAAUUUGCAAUCAGCGCACGUUCGCCAUAACGCGUAUCGCAGCAAAGGGAUUAAGUAAACCAAGAGAAACAUAUACAACGUAUACAGCUGGGCGUAAUGCUGCAUGAUUAUGACGUGGCUAUCGUUAUCGUUAUUAUUACUGUCACACUGCGAGGUCAUUGCACCGAUUGUCAUUAAACGCUAAUACCUGAAUCAGUAAUGAGCCCAGAAACGAGACAAUUCACCGGUUGCAAUCAACCGUGAUGACGAAUUGAGAAUCGACGUGGGAAGCGAAACGCUGGCGAACAGCGUCGGGGACAGGCAAAAAUUCGAGAAAACAGAGAAAAAAAGAAUAUUUUAAACGCGAUAUAUUCGCAAUUUUAAUUUGGAAGAUGUUAAAAGUGAUAUUUUUUAUUUUGAAUAUUUAUGUCGAGUAGAUGUGUUUGAAAUUUUGCCCAGUUGAAGACACGCUGAGCUCGUCGAAUUGCGAAAAUCGAACAUGAAACGCAAUGGAAAAGAGGAAAAGGAAACGUUAGAUAAACAAAACGUCGUCACGUCGAAACGUUGUGCGCACGUACACGAAUGUAAUGAAUAAAAACAAGAUGCAAACACACAACAAUAAAAGGGAGGUUCCGCGAGAGAACGAAGAACGAGAAAGAAAAUAACAUACAUACAUACAUACAUACAUACACAACCGGAAUAGUAGCAAAAAGAUAUUCAGCUACGUGUCUGUAUGUUUGGCCGUUUUGCCGUUGCCACUCUCUGUCUCUCUUUCUCUGUAUCAAUUUCAAUUAAUCUAGCCUGUUCUCGAUUCUCUCCGUGUCUUUGUAAAGCAUAAAUAAGCAACUAAGCAGAAAUAACGAGCAGAAAUAAUCGAAGAAAAGUAUAAAGAAAUCGGAAAGUGUAACGCAGUUAUUGAUGAAACGCGAGAGAUUACGUUGCGCAAACUGUAAACUUAAUUAUAAGUAUAUCUUCGUAAGAGAUUAAUUAAAUGGAGACCUAAGGAAAA